This is a messenger RNA of Delphinapterus leucas (beluga whale), 3672 nucleotides long. RefSeq names its product OCRL inositol polyphosphate-5-phosphatase (gene OCRL). Gene Ontology annotation, biological process: signal transduction; phosphatidylinositol dephosphorylation. The record is from RefSeq and is a predicted model, not a curated record. Gene Ontology annotation, cellular component: cytoplasm; membrane. Gene Ontology annotation, molecular function: inositol phosphate phosphatase activity; phosphatidylinositol-4,5-bisphosphate 5-phosphatase activity. Lineage: Eukaryota; Metazoa; Chordata; Mammalia; Artiodactyla; Monodontidae.
CUCCCGGCUCCCGGCUGCCCGCGCCCGGCACCCCGUGCCCGGCACGGAGCCGUUUCUCUAAGGACGUGCAGCCGAGGCGAGGGGGUGUGAGGACGCGGGAGGCAGUGUCGUCGGAUCCGCCCGCAGUCCGCAGCCCCGCCGAGCCUGGAAGCUGCCGGGAUGGAGCCGCCGCUCCCGCUUGGAGUCCAGCCCCUUGCCACUAUCGAGGGUAUGGAGAUAAAGGGUCCUGUCCGGGAGCCCUGCGCCCUGACCCUAGUCCAGAGGAACGGGCAGUAUGAGCUAAUAAUCCGGUUGCACAAGAAGGAACAGCAUGUUCAAGAUAUCAUUCCUAUAAAUAGCCACUUUAGAUGUGUUCAAGAAGCAGAAGAAACUCUUUUGAUUGACAUAGCUUCAAACAGUGGCUGCAAAAUUCGGAUUCAGGGGGACUGGACCAGAGAGCGCCGCUUUGAAAUCCCUGAUGAGGAACGCUGUCUGAAGUUCCUCUCAGAGGUCCUUGCUGCUCAGGAAGCGCAGUCACAACUUCUUGUUCCAGAGCAGAAGGACUCAUCCAGCUGGUACCAGAAAUUAGACACUGAGGACAACUCUUCUGUUUUUUCAGGGCUUCUUGGAUUUGAGGAUAAUUUUUCAUCUUUGAAUUUGGACAAGAAAAUAAAUUUGCAGAAUCAGCCUACAGGGGUUCAUCGGGAACCGCCACCCCGACCGUCUUCAGUGAAUAGAAUGCUUCCACGUGAAAAGGAAGCUUCUAACAAGGAACAGCCCAAAGUGACCAAUACCAUGCGGAAGCUCUUUGUACCAAACACCCAGUCUGGGCAGCGGGAGGGUCUCAUCAAACACAUCCUGGCAAAGCGAGAGAAAGAAUAUGUCAACAUUCAGACUUUCAGAUUCUUUGUUGGAACAUGGAACGUGAAUGGCCAGUCUCCAGAUAGUGGGCUAGAACCUUGGCUGAACUGUGAUCCGAAUCCUCCUGAUAUCUACUGCAUUGGAUUCCAAGAGCUGGACUUGAGCACAGAAGCCUUUUUCUACUUUGAAUCUGUGAAGGAACAAGAGUGGUCCUUGGCUGUGGAGAGGGGUUUGCAUUCCAAAGCCAAGUAUAAGAAAGUUCAACUGGUCCGCCUCGUUGGGAUGAUGCUCCUGAUAUUUGCCAGAAAGGACCAGUGGCGAUAUAUCCGUGAUGUUGCUACAGAAACAGUUGGGACUGGAAUCAUGGGGAAGAUGGGAAACAAAGGUGGGGUAGCUGUGAGAUUUGUAUUUCACAACACUACCUUUUGCGUUGUCAAUUCCCACUUGGCUGCCCACGUGGAGGACUUUGAGAGAAGGAAUCAGGAUUAUAAGGACAUCUGCGCACGAAUGAGUUUUGUGGUCCCAAAUCAGACCCUCCCACAGCUGAACAUCAUGAAACAUGAUGUUGUCAUCUGGUUGGGAGAUUUGAACUACAGACUUUGCAUGCCUGAUGCCAAUGAAGUGAAGAGUCUUAUUAAUAAGAAUGACCUUCAGAGACUCUUGAAAUUGGACCAGCUAAAUAUUCAGCGCACACAGAAAAAAGCUUUUGCUGACUUCAUGGAAGGGGAAAUCAAGUUUAUCCCCACGUAUAAGUAUGAUUCUAAAACAGACCGAUGGGAUUCCAGUGGGAAAUGUCGGGUUCCAGCCUGGUGUGACCGAAUUCUCUGGAGAGGAAUUAACGUUAAUCAGCUUCAUUACCGGAGUCACAUGGAACUGAAAACCAGUGACCACAAGCCUGUUAGCGCCCUCUUCCACAUUGGGGUGAAGGUUGUGGAUGAACGGAGGUACCGGAAAGUGUUUGAAGAUAUUGUACGCAUCAUGGACAGAAUGGAAAAUGACUUCCUUCCUUCCUUAGAACUCAGCCGGAGGGAGUUUGUGUUUGAGAAUGUGAAGUUUCGGCAACUACAAAAGGAGAAGUUCCAGAUCAGCAACAAUGGACAGGUUCCCUGCCAUUUUUCUUUCAUCCCUAAGCUUAAUGACAGCCAGUACUGCAAGCCAUGGCUUCGGGCUGAACCUUGUGAGGGCUACUUGGAGCCAAAUGAGACUGUGGACAUUUCCCUUGAUGUGUAUGUCAGUAAAGACUCUGUGACCAUCCUGAACUCAGGGGAAGAUAAGAUUGAAGAUAUUCUUGUCCUUCACCUGGAUCGAGGCAAAGAUUACUUCUUGACCAUCAGUGGAAAUUACUUCCCAAGUUGUUUUGGUACAUCCUUAGAGGCUUUGUGCCGAAUGAAAAGACCAAUCCGAGAAGUUCCUGUUACCAAACUCAUAGACUUGGAGAAAUCCCUGCUGCAGAUGGUUCCCUUGGAUGAAGGUGCCAGUGAGAAACCUCUUAAGGUCCCCAAGGAGAUCUGGCUCCUGGUAGAUCACUUAUUCAGACACGCCUGUCACCAGGAGGACCUGUUCCAAACCCCUGGAAUGCAGGAGGAGUUACAGCAGAUCAUUGAUUGUCUGGAUACCAGCAUUCCCAAGACAAUCCCUGGCAGUAAUCACUCAGUGGCUGAGGCGCUGCUCAUUUUCCUGGAAGCCCUGCCAGAGCCUGUCAUCUGUUAUGAGCUCUAUCAGCGAUGCCUCGACUCUGCUCAGGAUCCCCGGAUCUGCCGACAGGUGAUUUCCCAGCUUCCAGGAUGCCAUAGAAAUGUUUUUCGUUACUUGAUGGCAUUCCUUCGAGAACUGUUAAAAUUCACUGAGUACAACAACGUCAGCGCCAACAUGAUCGCUACUCUCUUCACUAGCCUCCUCCUAAGGCCUCCACCCAACCUUAUGGCAAGACAGACUCCAAGUGACCGCCAGCGUGCUACCCAGUUCCUUCUGAGUUUUCUGCUUGGGAGUGAUGAAGACUAAUAAUAAGCCUUUUCCUCUUACUACUCUACAAGAUUCUAGAGGCGGAAGAUCUUGGGCACCAAGUAUUUCAGAAUGAUUUGAAAAGAUAUGCCACAGGAAGGGUCUGUUGCAGAAUUUUGAGGCUGUUGGCAUGAAAAAGUUCUGUUUCUAGUGCGAAAGGAAGCGAGUUUCCUAAUCCCUCCUUUACCAUACCCUACGCAGCAAGAUACUUUUAGACUUAUAUUGCCAAGCCAAAGUUACCAUAUUUUGGUGUUUUUCUGUUCUCUCUUUGUAAGGCAGAGAAAUCUGUAUUUACACUCCUUUACCUGGGGAUGUGUUUGUUGCCUUCCUGCCCAGCUGUCAUGAUUGUCCUUAGCACCUGAGGCCUAAACUCUGAGAUGUUCCCAUUCUAGGCCUACAAGCACUACUUGCUGUAGCUCAGACUUGUCUGUAGUCCUUCGUCUAAAGCACUUUGGCCCCACCCCCUCCCCGUAUCACCCCCUUUGCUCUCUACUCUGCUAAUACUAUCAUGUCAAAAGAAGUCUGGGUGAAGCUUAGUGACUCCUUGGGUGUCUCCAAAAGUGAGUUAACCAUCUCCAUGUGGUUGUUACAUGCAUUUGUGCAUCUCUACUACAAUGGCAUCUGUACAUUUCUCUAACAUUGGCCUAUUAUGGAUCUGCAAUGGGUGGAACCAUAUUCUCUCGUCUCAGACCACACUUAGUAGCAGAAUGUUAGGGACUGUUAGAGAUGACAUCUCACUGAUGUGAGAGAAUCACAGUCAGAGUGGAAGCACUUUGAGUGUUUCAAGAGUGAGAAUAUUCAUGCUCAACAGGUCCUGCUUCCUACCAUCCA